CAGCGUAAAAUGUCGCGGUUCGGGCUGCCCUGUGGCGGAUGCUGGGAGGGGGCCGGUCCGUUGCGAGUCGGAUCCUCGGACCGCUGAGCGCCGGCGGCUAUGGCGGAGGAGCAGCCCGACAGCCUGGAGGGCUGGGUGCCGCUCCGCGAGGACCUCUUCGCCGAGCCCGAGCGGCACCAGCUGCGCUUUCUCGUGGCCUGGAAUGACGCGGAGGGCAAGUUCGCUGUGACUUGUCACGACCGAACGGCGCAGCGGCGGCGACGGCGCGAGGGAAACCGGCCGGGGUCCAAGCCGGGGCCCGAGCACGCCGCGCCCCCGCCCAGCUGGGCCGGCCUUCUCUCGGCAGCCGGGCUCCGCGGCGCGCACCGGCAGCUGGCGGCGCUGUGGCCGCCGCUGGAGCGCUGCUUCCCGCGGCUGCCGCCGGAGCUGGACACGGGCGGCGGCUGGGCCUGGGGCCUGGGGCUUGGGUUGUGGGCGCUGGUGUGGCCGGCGCGCGCGGGCCCCGGCGAGGCGGCGCUGCAGGAGCUGUGCCGGCAGCUGGAGCGCUACUUGGGCGAGGCGGCCGACGGCUGCGGCAGCGCCACCGUGCGCGACGCGCUCUUCCCGGCCGAGAGCGGCGCGGCAGACUGCGAGAGCCUGCGCGAGUUCCGGGAGAGGGCCCUGCGCGCGCGGUGGGCAGAGGCGCGCGCACGGCUGUUCCAGGUUCUUGAAGGGCAUGAAAAAGCCAACACCAUGGUGGAGUUAAUGAAAGUUUAUCAAGAGGAGGAUGAAGCAUACCAGGAUUUAGUUACCAUGGCAACCAUGUUCUACCAGUAUUUACUGCAGCCAUUUAGGGAUAUGCGAGAAGUUGCAACUUCAUGUAAGCUUGACAUUUUGAAGUCUUUAAAUGAGGAUGAUCUGGGUCCUAAAAGGAUAGUUUCUCUGCAGAAGGAAGCCGAAGAAUGGACCAGACGGGCUGAAGACAGUGUAGUUUCCAUCCAAGAUAUCACAGUGAAUUAUUUUAAGGAAACAGUAAAAGCAUUAGCAGGAAUGCAGAAACAAAUGGAACAGGAUAGAAAGAGAUUUGGCCAGGUUGCCUGGGCCUCAGCAACUCCCAGAUUAGAAAAGCUCAAGCUACUAUUAGCUCAAGAGACUCUGCAACUCAUGAGAGCCAAAGAGUUGUGUUUAAAUCACAAAACAGCUGAAAUUCGGGGAAAGAUGGAAGAUCUUCCAGAACAAGAAAAAAAUAUAGAUGUUGUAGAUGAAUUAGAAAUACAGUAUUACGAAGUUCAAUUAGAACUAUAUGAUGUUAAAUUCAAUAUAUUAAAAUAUGAAGAAAUACUGCUUAUUACACAGUUGGACUCUAUUAAAAGACUUAUAAAAGAGAAAGAGGAUGAAGUUGUCUAUUACGAUGCAUGUGAAAGUCCCGAGGAACUUAAAGCCAUUGAUGGGGUAGCGGGGCUGCAGAAGGUUAAGAACUUGGAGGUGAAACAGCUCAGCCGGCAGGCCCAGUGGCUGGAGUCCAGGAGAGGCAGGAUCUGCGCAAGAAGGGCCUAUCUCAGGAACAAAAAGGAUCAAUGCACAGAAAAUCAUCGGCUAAGACUGCAACAGGUUGAAGAAAGUAUAAAAUAUUUUCAUCAACAUCAUAACAUUCAGAUGAAACGAGACAAGAUAAAAGAAGAGGAGCAAAGUAAAAAAGAAUGGAUAAACCAGGAACAUCAAAAAACACUCCAACGAUUGAGAGCAUUUAAAGAGAAAUGUCCAGGUCAGUCUGUACUGAAGACAUCUUGCUCAGAACCUGUGACUCCAAACCUGUCACCUGGACUUUCCCAGCAGGCAUCCUCGCCAGCUUCUCAGACGAUGUCGGUAAUUCGUCCAUCAUCUAGGAAAACCAGAAGUACUCCCUUACCUAAAGUUAGGGUUGUGAAAACCCCUGAGUGUCAAGACUGUCCUGGAAGUGUCCAGAUUUGUGUUCCAGUUGGUGACCAAACACAUUCCAAAUCCAGUGAGGAACUGUCACCACCACAACCUCCUCCUCCACCCCCACCCCCACCACCGCCCCCUCUCCCUGCUCUGUCCUUUCCUUCUCAAUCUGCCACUCAUCGAAACUUACACUUCAGGACUUCAGUAAAAGAUGAUCAGCCACUUCCUCUGCUCUGUGAGUCACCUGCUGAAAGACCAGUGGAUUACUCUGAAAGUUUUAAAUGCCCAGGAUCAAUGGACGAAGUGUUGGCCUCACUGAGGCGUGGCAAGACCCAUCUCCACAAAGCAGACGUGCCCACGUGGCCCCCUCCCCGCGCCGCCAUCGGUGAGCACAUCCUGGCCGCCAUCAGGCAGGGGGUCAAACUGAAGAAAGUUCACCCCGACCCUGGCCUCAGCCCCACCAGUAAGCCCUCGAGUGACCUUGAGAGAAGCAUCAAGGCCGCCCUCCAGAGAAUCAAGCGAGUGUCCACUGACUCCGAGGAGGAGGGUGGCGAAGAGCAGAACCCCGGCGAGUGGGACCGCUGACUCGCCCUGGGCAGAGGCACCUGCCUCGUGUGCUGGAAGGACGUGGACAUGCCCCAGCCUGAGUAAUGGGUGCUGGCACACAGGCCACAGGACACCCUGCAAGAUCAUUCAGGCUUGGAGUGUGACGUUGCAGCCUGCGUUCAAUGUUGUGGCUCUUAAAAUCAGGCAGGAAGUAGAUGAUGUGGUGACUUUCACAUCCCAAACCAGAGACAGGGCAUAAGAGCCUACAAUGAGUAUUGCUGGCACCGGAGACUAGCACUUAAUUUUCACCGUGGAUAAUCUAGUCAUUCCCUGACUGUGAAAAACGUUUAUAUUACUAUGGUAAACAACCCUAAUAGACUACUGACACUACCCUUCCGUGUGCGGGGAAUGGUGGUUUCUUCAGAUGUAAAGGCUUGAAUGUGAACAUUAUUUUAGCAGUAAUCAGAAGAAAUGGCUUAAAUCAGGAACUAUUUUAAAUAUUUUAAAUAAAAUUUAUUUUAUGUAUCAAACCCUAUAAACUUAUAAUAAAGAAAAUUUAUAAUG
This is a messenger RNA of Choloepus didactylus (southern two-toed sloth), 3012 nucleotides long. It is a transcript of the gene WHAMM, whose product is annotated as WASP homolog associated with actin, golgi membranes and microtubules. The record is from RefSeq and is a predicted model, not a curated record. The transcript is spliced from 10 exons. Gene Ontology annotation, molecular function: Arp2/3 complex binding; actin binding. NCBI's taxonomy places the organism in Eukaryota, Metazoa, Chordata, Mammalia, Pilosa, Megalonychidae. Bases 100 to 2487 code for a protein of 795 amino acids. Gene Ontology annotation, biological process: Arp2/3 complex-mediated actin nucleation; endoplasmic reticulum to Golgi vesicle-mediated transport. Gene Ontology annotation, cellular component: cytoplasm; endoplasmic reticulum-Golgi intermediate compartment membrane.